GUUAAUUAUGGCGUCCUCCGUUUUAAGUCCGUUCGUUCACUGGGCGCAAACAGAAACUGGAAUAUCUUUACGAGUUGAAUUACGUAAUGUGAAGACACCAGAAGUGGAUGUUACUGAAAAUCAGCUGGAGUUUACUGCUAGUGGAAUUGGUGCUAAAGGAGAAAAUGUAUAUCACUUUGUACUGGAUUUCUAUAAAACUGUUUUGACUGAGUCUGCUCAAUACCGUAUCACAGAUAGGGAGGUGGAGUUUUCUAUCAAAAAAGAAACUGCUGCCUGGUGGCCUAGAAUUGUUGCUGGUGAAAAGAAGCCUGCAUGGCUAAAAGUUGAUUUUGAUAAAUUGAUCACUGAAGACGAUGAAGAUGAGGAAGACAAAGAAGAAAACUUUGCUAAUUCUUUAAGUGAUGUUCUGAAGGAGCUAGAAGACCAUAAGAAAAAUAGAAAGAAGGUGGAAGAUUUUCGUAAGAUUUAUCUUCUCCUCUACAAUACGUUUCAGUUUGUGAGCUUUCUGUGUAUUUUGAUUUUGAUGACUAUCCGUUAUACUAAAGAAGGACCAUUUUCUAUGGAUGGUACUUAUGAAGCUGUAGGUAAAACUAUGAAGUUUUGCCAGAUUUUGCAGCUCAUGGAAGUUGUUCAUCCACUUCUACGUUUCACCAAAGGAAGUAUUUUGAUGCCCCUCAUACAGAUUACUGGUAGACUCAUCAUAUUGUUUGUUAUGAUUGAUGCUGAACCAAGGAUGCAGACUAAACCAGUGGUGUUCUACCUAUUCUUAGUUUAUUCAUUGAUUGAAGUUGUAAGGUACCCAUACUAUAUGUUGAAAAUCUAUGAUAUCAACAUUAGUUUUAUAACAUGGCUGAGAUAUACUAUAUGGAUACCUUUGUACCCUCUAGGGUUUGUAUGUGAAGGUGUCAUCAUUCUCCGAAAUAUUCCUUAUUUUGAGGAAACUGGAAAGUUUAGUGUGAAUUUGCCAAACCCAUGGAAUGUUUCCUUUUCUUUCCCAACAGUGAUGAGAGUCUAUCUUCUUAUAGGGUUUUUUCCAAUGUUGUUUUACAUGAUGACUCAUAUGUACCGACAAAGAGUAAAGAUCAUUGGACCCAAAAGUUGGAAGACGAAGAAAGAGUAACAGUGUCGAGGUGCUCACAUAAGAUUUUGAGUUGAACAAGAAGAAUAUGCAUAUGUAAUCAUUUUAUAUCAGCUGUUCUCAGUAAUGUCUAUUUCAUUUAAUCACAAGCCAGCUUUGAUAUUGUAAACAUGAUUUUGAAAUUCUGCUUGUGACUAAUUCGGGGCGGUAUUGAAUAUUUGGAAAAAAACUUCUUGUCCAAUAGAGAAAAUUCCAGUGAAAUCUACUUGUCAUUCUUAAGGAUACUUGCUCCCUUCCUGGUCUACAAAAUAUGUAGAACAUAACUUUUAGUAUUUUAUUUUUACUUAACAGUGAACAAUGAAAAAAUAGAUCUGUUAAUUUACAUAUUAAGUAAGCAAGAUAAAAUGCACUUAUUACCCCAUUAUGUGCAUAGUAUCUACAUUAAAUGCCUUGUUUUGAAUACAUGGGAUAAAUGUACCAUAUACAUAUGCAAGGUGAUGUUUGAAAGUUAGUCAUAUGACAAUACGUACAUAUUUUCAUUUUAAAGUGUCUGAUUCAUAAGAUGCAAAACACUGAAAGAUGGAUUUUUUUUAUAUUCUCUGUCUGUUACCAGCUGUUAGAUUUUGUUACCGUGCAAAAUAAAUAAACAUGAUGUAUGUGAGUAUUAAUGAUCGUAUGUGAAUUACACACACACACACAUACAUGCAUGUAUGAAGAGCUUAGGUGCAAAAUGCUGUAUAUCCUAUAUUGCUGUUUGGGGAAAAUAAUUUCUUUUCUACAGCUUUCAUAAAGUAUACCAUGAAAUCAAGAAUUAGAUAUUUAUUAAAUAAAGCCAUAACUAUUAGAAAUGUUACAAAAUCUAUUUAUUUCUGGAUAAAACUCAUUAUCUAUAAAAUGCCAGGUGCAUCAAGUCAAGGCUUGGCACUACAUGGUGAUUAGGGAGUCGAGUCAAUCAACAAAGACAAAGUUUUUUCUAUAAUUUUAUUUAAUUCAAAGGUGUAAUUUCUUUCCUUGGGCAGGAUGCUACCAUCCAGAUGCAAUGGGGUUAUGUACUUACAGUGAUGUAAGUAUGCCCCUGCAAUUGUGAGGAGGCCUUAGCCCAGAAGGGCCUGACAAACUUAAGAAAUACUGAUAAGGGGUAUAGAUUUAAUGGGCCAAUUAUUUUUUAUGGGGGGGGCAUCUUUUAUAGUUGCACCACUGUAUCUGUGAGUCUUUUUAGUCAAAAUAUUGCAUAUACAUCAAUAUAAAGCCAUUGGCAGCUUAAUUUUGUUGAGAAUAGAAAAUACCUUGUCUUUCAUAUAAGUUCUUCAUAUGUAUUCUUUAUGGUUUCUAGUCUUUAGUAUUUUAGCAUGUAGAUUACCCCACCCACAAGCUGAUGAAGAAGUCCUGGUUUAUAUUAAUGCUGGUGUAUAAAACAGUUCAAAGCUUUUUGUAAUUUCCGUGAUGUUAUAUAUUCUUCCUAGAACUGGCAGUGAAACUUUACUGGGCUCCUGCUGUAGACAAGAACAGUGUAAUAAUAUUGUUGCAUUGAUAUAAAUAUGUUUGUUACUAUGUGUGUGACUGAGGGUUAGUGAAGUAAAGGGAUGUGUAUAUUUGUUUAUGUAGUUUUGAUUUGAAGGUACUCAUUUUCAAUUGUUCCUCUAUACGUGCUAGACUUGUGCAGUUCAGAAUUUUCAGGAACUUGCACAGUGCCCUCAAGUGUUUUGCUAACAAUAGAAUGAACAGUGUGAAAAUAAAACUUGCUUGUUUUGUUUAACAAUACAGGGUAAUGGUAAAUCUCGGGCAUUAUUAAUUUCACACCCCUGCCAAAUUGGUUAGCCGGGUAACUUGCAAAUCUAAAGAAUCCUAGUGAGAAGCACACUUCUUUUACUGUUUUCAUAGUCAGUCUGUGUGACUGUUAGACUGUUUAUAGAAACUGUCCAAGUAAUGUAACAAAUGCUGUAUUUUAAAAAGUUAUUAAGUUAUUAUCUUAUACACUAGUUUUUGAAUACCUUGUUUGAAAUGCACAUUCUUUCGUACAAUGAGUUUAGCAGAAAUUUCCAUAUACAAGGUGAACCUUUCUAGCAUAACUUUUUAUCACGUGUUUAUAAUACAAUAACAUAUUUGGACUGAUAAUGUACCCUAAAUAUUGGUAAGCUUCUCAAAGUCAAUUUAUGUGAUGUAAGUUACAAACACAAUAUAUACUUAUGACAAGUACAAAAAUAAAGAUUUAAAUAUUAUUAUGUACAAAGAAACUAAUCAGCAAUAUUGUUUAUUAUGUCAACCUUCUAAGUUGUAAGCAUGGUACGAGGGUUGUCAUUCCAGCUGUUGAUUGUCUGAAGGCCAAUAAGAUGAUGUGGUUUUUCCUUGGGUUAAUAGAUUUCCGUGUUUUGGCUUUGUAUAAACCCGUGGAGUAAGAAAUUAUUUUCCAAGACCAUAAAAAGUAUACCCCUAGCAUCAAGAUGUGCCGAUUAUAAAAACUGUGUGGUUGUAUACUGAUGUAAAAUAUGCUGAGACUACAAGUUACAUCAAGAUGUAAAGCAGCAUCUGGUUUCUGUAUUUUAUUAUGAAGCAGUCAUCAUGCCUCUCUUAAGAACAACAAAAUUUCUGGAAAGAAACCAAAAUGAUGGUUGUCAGAUGUUCAGAAUUAUUACUUAAAAACAUUUACAUAUCUGUUAAAAACAAGUUUUAAUAGGAAUGAUUAGUGAAAAUCAUGACUGUGAAAGUUGGAUUAAGUAUCCAUUUAGGGUGUAAAAAAACAAAAUACUUGAACUCUGUUUUGGCCACUCCUAAACUGUCAUAUGAACAACAAUAAAAAUCAAAUCUUAAGCUAUUGUUAAGAGUAACAGGUAUGCACUUUAAUAACAGAAAUUUCAGUAUUAUGAAUAAAUUUAGUUAGAUCAUAAUUCUGUACACCCAUAUAUAACUCUACAACAUUCAGAAGCUGAUUUGUAUAAAGACGUCAUCAUGUCAAUAACAUUAGUUAUAUUGUCUCAUUUUUCUUUUCAGGUAAAUUUUAGUGCUUUGAUACAAAUUUCCUAAGUAGUGAAAUAAUUAGUUUUUUAGAUAUAUUACAAUUAUCUUUUGUAGGAAAUUAAAUUUAUGUUUAUUCAUGUAGACAUAUAAUAAUGACCUGAAACUCCUUUAAAUAGCAACAAAAGAAAAACAGAAUAUUUAGACAUCAAAGAAAGCAGACAAGAAUGAUACCUAAGACCAACCAAUAUAAUUUGUUAAUGGAUAUGUAAGAAUUAAGGGUACAUCUGUAAUUUAAAACUUUUUUUAUGAUAGUACAAGCCUUUUUGUUGUUGUUUUCACCAAAAUCACAGUAAUUUUCCAUCUGAUAUUCACAAACUAUAAAAUUACCACCAAUAGAAUUCACAAACAUGAGCAAAGAAAAACUUUGGAAGUAAGUACAUACUGUAAAACUUUAAUUAUGAUGAAGAACAGUAACACUAAUUUAAAAAAAAAAUAUCUAAAACCUCUCUUCUUUUUUUUUUUCAGGUCAAAAUAUAAUUUAAAUUGGUUAGUUCAUUGCCUAUCAUAUAUUCUGUACACUUUUUCUCAACUUAGAGGGCUAGUUUCCCCAAAAGGGGGCCAAAGACCACCUGGAUGAGGUCACCUGUUUUAACCAUUUGCACAACUAUACAGUAGUGUGUUUGUUCUCUGUCAGUCGGUCAGUGGACACUAAAAUGACAUCACAUAAGGGAUGCUUAACAUUGCAAUUUGUACUGUUGUGACAUCAGUAAAACAUGCGCAUGCCAUGAAUCAUGAGAAGAAUUAUGCACUCUGUUGGCUACAACACAGCAUGAUAUAUGAAUUUCAAAAGCAAGAAAUAAAAAAUAUUUGUAACACUUAGGUUUGAUUUUAUUUACUCUUGAAAUAGAAAACUUUCAUGGACCCUGUGGAAAUAAUUUAGUAUUAUUUUAAUACUUAAAAUGCUGAUAAAUAUUCAAGUGCAUUCAAAAGCUAUUACACUUACGAACACAAAACAUAUAUUGAAAUGCUGUGUGCAGGUUAUUUCAGUAUUUUUUUCAUCACCACAAUUUAAUAUUAAAUUUAAUAUUCGUAGAGGUUGUGAAAAAUUGUAUGUAUAUUAAGUGUCAAAAAUUUCAAUUUUUAAGUUAAUUCAUUAUUUAUUAACAUACUGUAUAAUUUGGAGAAUCAACAAAGUAAACUAAUACUCAAGAAAAAUGUCCUGGAAUACUCCUUUAAGUAAGAUAAUAACAGUGUCUGAGUCUGCUUCAAUAUUUUUAAGGCAGGAGGGAUAACAUUCAUAAGAGAUGUAAUUGAAAUCUUUUUUCUUAAAGUAUCGGUAAGAAAUGUGAAAAUUAUAUACAUUUAAGCCUUUAAAUUUGUCAUUUUGUCUUGAAAUAACUGAAAUGGGCUACAACUGUGUUGAUGAAAAGCCCUGUCUGUUUCAGUAUUGUAGCUCAAGUGAAGAAUUGAUAUGAUUCUUUGGAUCAAUAGAUAGUAUGUCAACAAUACAGUGGUAUUUUAAUCUCCUGCAUACCUUAUUCUAAAUGUUAUUGAGAUGAUUUGGGAUUAUGUACUUGCAUGGGAUGUUUCACCCAAUUUAAUCCUGGUAUUGGUAAACUGAACCUCAGACUUUUGCAAAAGUUUCUUUGAACUAAUUUAAAUUUAAACUUUGUUGAUGUGUUUUUUCAUGGAACUGCAUAUUUUUUAUCAGGAGAAAGGGUAUUAAGAAUAAACUCACCGUGAGUGAUGUCGACUUUAAGAACAUAAGACCUACAAAGUAUAAAACUAAAACCAAACUGGUGUGCCAGAAAUUAUAGAAGACAGAAAUAGUUUAACAAAAAUUAAAAUGUGACAAAAAAUAAUAUAUGAACAUUUUAUAUUAAAGAGUAAUAAUAUGUUUGGAUAAAAACCAUUGUUUAAAUCAUAUGCCGUUAUAAUAAUUGUUCUUUUCUUUUAGUCAAAGUUGAAAAAAAGAACUUGGAAUUCUGAAAGUUUUUUUUAAUUUAUGCAGUUUUGAUUGGAAUGAUAAACUUUUUCAUGCAGUCAUUAAUUAAAUGUGUUGUUUGCAAUCUUCUUCACCAUAGCUGGUUGUACAUGAAAUUUUUUCCAUCUUUGAAAAUAUAAACAGUAACAUUGGUAUUUUUAUUAACCAGGAAGUUUAAGAAAGAACGGAACACUAGGCUUAGUUUCAUUAGCUUGGUGUUGGUGGUACUGUCAUGUGCUUGCAAUAAGUCUUAAAAAAAAAAAGUAAAUUUAUACACAAAUGCAUAAUUCAUACAUUUGUAAUUCUAACUUUCAGUAAAGUUUUUAUGCAGAGCAGUCAGUGUAUCCAACUGUUUUUUGUUGUUUUAUUUUAUCAAGACAUGAAAUUCUCACCUUUAUCUAUUUAUAUAUAUAUAUAUAUGUUCUUUUCUAUCUUGUUUCAUAAUGUAACCAUUCUUACAUUAACUUUGUUUUAAGGAAAGCUAACAAUUUCCUAAUUCAAAUUAUGAACAUCAAACUUGGAUACUGUUUUUAUCACAGUAUUUUAGGGCAUUUGACUAAAACAACAAAACUAUUGUUUGCCUAUGAAUUAAUUUCCCUGGAGUUUAUCAUAAAAUCUCUCCCACAAAGUCCUUAUGAAGAUAGUACUACAGUCUGUAGUUAACAGAUUCUGUGUUAAGUUUUUCUAAUUGAAAAGGUAAGAACCUUUUAGCUAAUAAAGCUUGAAUUGUACAUCAAACAGAUCUAUGCUCUCUUCAAGUAAAGUGUUUCCUGUUUUCAUUUAUCACAUAUCUAAGAAUGAUAAUGUGAAAUAAGAGGCAACAGUUUUUUGUUUGAAUAAGAAAAACUGGUAGCAGUAAUGAGUUUUCGCUAUCCUAUUAGUGAUAAGAUUUAGUCAGAGAAAACUUAUCAAGUUAUUGUUUAACAUGAUUUUGUAAGUAUAUUUUAUGAGUGUAAUAAAUUCAUAUACUUGAAACAUCAUUCCGUUAUAGUUUAUACUAUACAAAAUGAUGGUUAAUAAACAAACAACGGGAAUCUUAUUGUAGUGCAUUUUGUUUGAUUAUUUAAUUAAAGGAACCAAGUUUUUGUUGUUCAUUAUUUCAGUCUAAUUUUAUCAGUUCUCACACACUUACAAACAAACUCCUGUUAUUUCUUUUGUGUAGUUUGUUUGUAAUUAGGCACAAAACUACACAAUGGACUAUCUGUGAUCUGCCCACCACGGGUAUCGAAACCCGGAUUCUAACGUUGUAAGUCUGCAGACAUACCGCUGUGACACUGGGGGGCCUUUAGUGUAGUAUACACUGUAUUCAUGGGAAUCUCGUGAGAAAAUACCAACCUCUUCUUUUUUUUCCAGUAAACUAGCAGCCUACCCUAUUUUCCCGAAUAUAAUGCGCACCCAACUUUGAAAGAUUAAAUUGAAGAAAUAUUUUUUUACGCAUCAAUUGUACAAAAUGUAUUGAAUAGUUUCUAAGUACAGUAAACAACUA
Limulus polyphemus (Atlantic horseshoe crab) is the source of this 7503-nucleotide messenger RNA. Its product is annotated as very-long-chain (3R)-3-hydroxyacyl-CoA dehydratase-like. NCBI's taxonomy places the organism in Eukaryota, Metazoa, Arthropoda, Merostomata, Xiphosura, Limulidae. The coding region runs from base 8 to 1120 and encodes 370 amino acids. Gene Ontology annotation, cellular component: endoplasmic reticulum membrane. Gene Ontology annotation, biological process: very long-chain fatty acid biosynthetic process; fatty acid elongation; sphingolipid biosynthetic process. The record is from RefSeq and is a predicted model, not a curated record. Gene Ontology annotation, molecular function: 3-hydroxyacyl-CoA dehydratase activity. The transcript has 10 exons.